Molecule: messenger RNA, 646 nt
Organism: Erythranthe guttata (spotted monkey flower)
Lineage: Eukaryota; Viridiplantae; Streptophyta; Magnoliopsida; Lamiales; Phrymaceae
Product: V-type proton ATPase subunit G
Biological process (GO): proton transmembrane transport
Cellular component (GO): vacuolar proton-transporting V-type ATPase complex; vacuolar proton-transporting V-type ATPase, V1 domain
Molecular function (GO): proton-transporting ATPase activity, rotational mechanism; ATP hydrolysis activity
Source: RefSeq, a predicted model, not a curated record
GGGAUACAAGCACAAAUUCUCUCUGCAAAUUUGUAAGGAAGAGAUUAUUUCGCGUGUUUCGUUUAUUUCGUUGAAGAAUAUUCGCAAUGGAUCCGACAAGAGGACAAGGAGGCAUUCAGAUGCUCCUUACUGCAGAGCAAGAAGCUCAACAAAUUGUCACAGCUGCUCGAAACUUGAAAAUGUCGAGGCUGAGGCAAGCGAAGGAAGAAGCCGAGACAGAAGUGGCUAAGUACCGGUCCCACAUGGAAUCCGAGUACCAAAAGAGUAUUUCUGAGUCUUCCGGGAGCUCUGACUCAACGGUGAAAAGGCUCGAGACAGAAACCGAAGCAAAGAUCCAAAGCUUGAAGGAAACAUCCACGAAAGUCUCUCCCGAUGUCGUCAAAAUGCUCGUCAAGUACAUCACAACCGUGUGACUAAAAAAUCAUAUCACAAGGUUGAAGCAAUAAAACUUUCAUCAAUAAAAGGCAGAAGAUUUAUAUGCAGAUCACAGAGUCAUUGAUCUUCAAUUUAUAUACUAUUUACAAUAUAAUCAACUAGUUAUAUGUGUACACAUUUAUUUAUAUGUUAUUUAUGAUAAUUUUGAUAUUUCUUGCAAUGUAUGAAUUGGAGGAAUCUAAGCUACUAUUUUGACAAUUCUACGAAAAAU